AUGUCACUUGACGCUUAUACCGACGUGAUAUUCGUCUUCAGACCCGAUGAGCCAGGGUAUUUCAUCGCUUGUCAGCGUGAAGGCCAUACUCCCACAUAUGAUUGGUAUGCUCUGCCAAUCUCUGGUGCAGCCGUCGGGUCAGAUCCCAGCCUAUUGCCAUCCUGCGUUCGAAAGAAGGAGGUUGGACGCAUCGAGUUUAUGACCGUUAGCGAGGACCAGAAGAGAUUCAUAUUUGGAGAAGAUAUCAAGACAAGAGAGCCUACCUCGUGGUCUUACAAUGUACCCAAGGAAAUCAAGACUCUGAACAGCGAACACCCAACGAAGCAUGUCUGCCUCGGCCCUAAUGGCUCCUGGGUCUGGGUGGGCAAGGACAAGACCAUUGAUUACAGCGCUAGAAUCUUGCCCCCUCACCUUCAGAAUCAGCUUGACAAAGACAACCUUGCUGGGUUAGUCAUCAGGCAGGUCGCGAUGGGGAAAGGAGGCAGUUGGGCAGUGCUGUACCAGAAUGGCGUGACACGGUCGGAGACUGAGGCUGCGCUCUUCGCAGCAUUGCCGGGUACACGAGCAAGCUACCCUCGAUCAAGUACUGGUCAAGGCCCGGAAGAGAGGCUUGUUUGCAAAGAUAAGAGCGUAUGCCUGAGUCUUUAUGACCAGGACGAUUUCUUUGUCCAGCUCACCGAUGGUUCAUGCAUCCUGAACUGCGAUGAAACUUUCCGAGACAGUGUCCUGAAGAAUUUCAAGACGGAAACGGACGCGAAACCGGCGAAAGCGCUGUUGAAGUUCGGUGGCAAGUUCGGCGCCAAGCGCCAGACAAGCGCUGAACGCGGCGACAAGGUAGUAACGAUAUUGAAAGCCACCGGGAAAGCUGGUGGUAUACUUGCGGGCAGUGCAAUAAGUGCUGCACUUGGCACGGGAUGUUCAAUCAUGUAA
This is a messenger RNA of Gloeophyllum trabeum ATCC 11539, 930 nucleotides long. RefSeq lists its product as uncharacterized. The transcript has 6 exons. Bases 1 to 930 code for a protein of 309 amino acids. NCBI's taxonomy places the organism in Eukaryota, Fungi, Basidiomycota, Agaricomycetes, Gloeophyllales, Gloeophyllaceae. The record is from RefSeq and is a predicted model, not a curated record.